This is a messenger RNA of Macrosteles quadrilineatus (aster leafhopper), 1827 nucleotides long. RefSeq names its product TAF5-like RNA polymerase II p300/CBP-associated factor-associated factor 65 kDa subunit 5L. NCBI's taxonomy places the organism in Eukaryota, Metazoa, Arthropoda, Insecta, Hemiptera, Cicadellidae. Bases 79 to 1827 code for a protein of 582 amino acids. The transcript is spliced from 13 exons. Gene Ontology annotation, molecular function: RNA polymerase II general transcription initiation factor activity; protein binding. The record is from RefSeq and is a predicted model, not a curated record. Gene Ontology annotation, biological process: transcription initiation at RNA polymerase II promoter. Gene Ontology annotation, cellular component: transcription factor TFIID complex.
GGACGCCUGACGGAACUGUUUGAGGAUGCGGAUCACUUCAGGAAAUCAGAUCUGGUUUUAAGUCAGUCCUGCAAGCAAAUGACCUUAGCUGCAGCCGUAGAGAAAGAUGCCUCCCGACUAAAUUCUAUAAUUUUCAGCACAAUAAGCAAUGACAUUACACUAGCCGAACAACAAUUCACAAAGCUAAAGUCAUGGAUUGUAGACUUACCAGAAGGAAAGUGUAAGCAUGAACUUCAGAUGAUGCUGUUCCCUUUGCUUUGCCACCUGUAUUUGGAAAUACUAAGAGGAGGACUAGACCGACAAGCAACUUCAAAAUUCUUGAAACGUCACCAAGAACUUUUCUUAGCUAAUGAAAACUACAGAGACAUUAUUGAAGAACUAUCAACAGUAUUUACCACUCAAGAUAUUGAUAGCAAACCAUUGAUUAAAGCAUUUAGGUCAUGUAAGUAUCAAAUGAAAAUCAGCACUACUACCAUGGCAGCUCUAAAAAAAUAUUUGGCAACACAGAGCCACGUGAUUCUUCUACAGGUGCUCCAGACCUGGUUUGAUAUUGAGGUACAAACAAGUGAGAGUGUUUUGGAAAGUGACGAUGAUAUGGCUGAUAUCAGUUCUGAUGAGAACGCAGACUACCUGGAGUCGCUGUAUCAACAGUCUCAUGACGACAAAGAGAUGCGACAUUUACAAGAAGCUAUCAAACUAGUGAGGGCGAGUCCUACUCCACCUCCUCCCCUACUGCUGUACACACUCAACAACUCCGAGAGUGCGUGUUGCGCCAGGGUGUCCAGGUCAGGCAAACUGAUGGCCACUGGCUACUCAUCUUCUCUACUCAAGUUGUGGACAUUGUCAGAGUCCAAGAUCAACCCUGGGUCCACCCACUAUUCAACUGUUCCUUUGGCCACCAACACUCCUCCUCAAGACCACUUUGUCCAAGAGCAGAGAUGGAGCAGUCUGAGAGGACAUUGUGGUCCAGUCCAAGGAGUUGAGUUCCUUCAUGAUGCCGAUGUCUUACUAUCAGUGUCACACGACUCAUCGAUGAGAGCUUGGAAACUCUCUGACUACUCCUGCGCUGCUAUUUACAGAGGUCACAACUAUGCAGUGUGGUGUGUAGCUGUCAGUUCGCUGGGAGUGUAUAUUGCCACUGGAUCACAUGAUCGCACAGCCAGACUGUGGAGCCUUGAUAGGACUUAUCCCCUCAGGAUGUUUGCUGGCCAUUGUCAAGAUGUCAAUUGUGUCCAGUUCCACCCCAACAGCAGUUAUGUGGCUACAGGCUCUGCGGAUCGCUCUGUAAGGCUGUGGUCUGUCACUGAUGGCAGUCUAGUCAGGGUCUACGGAGGUCACUCUGGAAGUGUUCUCACUCUAGCCUUCAGUCCCAACGGCCAACAUCUCGCGUCUGCAGGGGAGGACAAGAAGGUGAAAGUGUGGGAUCUGGCAUCUGGAGGAGUGUUGGCUGAGUUGAGAGGUCACUCCCAGCCUGUGACAGCUCUGGACUGGAGCAAAGACAACAACAUCCUCAAGUCUGUCCCACUAGACAUGUCUGUUUGGGAGGACAAGAAGGUGAAAGUGUGGGAUCUGGCAUCUGGAGGAGUGUUGGCUGAGUUGAGAGGUCACUCCCAGCCUGUGACAGCUCUGGACUGGAGCAAAGACAGCAACAUCCUCGCAUCUGCCUCAUUGGACGGCUCUGUCAUAUUGUGGAACUCUUCUUUGCACUUUAAACCCGUUCAAAGUGAGAACGCUGAGCCACCAGCCAAGUACUCGACUAUUUGUUCGUCAAUAUUGAAUCUACAAUGUCUUCCAAGGGGUAACCUAGUGGCAGUAGGUACACAGUGA